AUGCCCAGCUCCAGCGCCAGGUGGACCAGGCUGCGCCUGUUUGCCACCAUCUGCCUCCUCGCGACGCCGUGGCUGGUCAGCGCCAGCCAGGUCAUUACCCCUCCUCCGUCUUCGCCCGAGCAGCCCGACAGCCCGGCGCUGAGUUCCAGCCACAACCCAGCUUCCAACGGGCCCAACCCGGCUCACAUUCCGGCAGCCGGAGGCGGAGGAGGCGCCGGUGGCCCUCCCACUGUCCCCGGUGGCGGCGGUGGCGAUGAGGACGACUCGGACGACACGCCCGACCAAGUUGGCGGCCCGCCGAGCUCGGACUCUCAGGUCGACCACUGCGCCGUCGGCGGUCCCGGCGGCAAGCCGCGCGUGCUGUCUUCGGUCUGCUCGACGGGCACCACCCGCAACAUUAUCGAGGAAAAGCCUCACGACUGGAUCGUCGAGUGCAUCUACCCGCCCAUGGGCUCGCAGCCGGGCGAGACCAAGUACUUUAAGAGCGCCAGGCCCGACUACUCGCCCGACGACUGCCCCACACCCAAGUGCAAGAACCUGCGCAAGGGAGGCAUGCCCAACUGGCACCAGGCUGACACGCCCACCUGCGGCGGCGGCGGCCACCCUAGCGGCCCGGGAGGCGGACCUCCCAGCGGCCCGCCGUCGCGCGAGCAGCCCCCGUCGCCCAGCCACGGUGGCUCGCCUCCUCCCUCGAAGCCCCCCAAGAGCGAAUCACCGCCUCCGUCUUCUCCCCCGGAGGACGACUCGCCGCCUCCCUCUUCUCCUCCAAAGAACGACUCGCCGCCUCCCUCUUCGCCCCCGAAGAAGCACUCGCCGCCUCCCUCUUCGCCUCCGGAGGACGACUCGCCGCCUCCCUCGUCGCCCCCGCAGAAUGACUCGCCGCCCCCCGACACGCCGAGCGGCGGCCAUGGCGCCGGCGUUCCUCCCGGCGUGCCUGUCUCGCACGGUCACAAGCAUCACGACGACUCGCCUCCGCCCAUCAGCUCCGGCGGCCCGUCGGCCCCUCCGCCGGCGGCGGGAGGAGGUCAGCCUCCGUCGCCCCCGAGCAACAAGGAUGUCCCUCCCUCGCCUCCCUCUGGCCCCGACAGCCCGCCUCCUGCUCCUCCUUCUGGCGAAAGCGGCAGCCCGCCGCCGCCGUCGCCGCCUUCGAGCCCGUCUGCGCCUCCGAGCAACGACACGCCUCCCUCUCCUCCUCCUGACAACGCUACGCCUCCUCCCGGUGGCUCGUCGCCCCCGUCGCCCCCUACGCCUGGCAUCAGCUCUGGCGGCCCCUCGGCUCCUCCACCGUCGUCUGGAGGUGGCGACACCCCUCCUGGCCCGGGUGACUGCGGUCCUCUGGCUCCGCCCAUCUUGAUCCAGCAGGUCAUCAACCCGAAGCAGUGCCCGGCUGCGUCCUCGCAGUCGCCCUCCGACGCCGCCGGUGGCUCCAGCCCUGCUCCAGCCAUCGGCGCUGGCGUCGUUGCGCUCGAGUUCCAGCUGCCGGACCUGUACAAGCUGCUCCUCACCAUGAACCUGACAGUCCCGCAGGUCGACGCCUUUUCCUACGGCCUUCAGCGGCUGGCUGCCCAGGGUUCCGCCAAGGUCUCGAGCACCUGCCAGUCUGGCACGUCGGGUGGCACUGGCGGCAGCCCUCCCUCUGGCGACCAGCCUGGCGGAGACAGCCCCAGCAACGGACCGUCGCAGCCCUCUUCUGGUCCCUCGAACUCGCCUUCGACUGGUGGUACUCCUGGUGGCCGCUCGCCGGGCGGCGCUCCUUCCUGCGGUCCGUACGACGACAGCUGCAUCGGAGGCGCCCCACCGAGCUCUGGCCCUUCCAAGAACCCGCUCUUUGGCUCUCACGGCGGCAACAAGCCCAGCGGCAACGAGCCCACCGACAAGCCCAGCGGCAACGAGCCCGCCAACACGCCUUCUACCAAGAACGUCUACAAUGCGCCCGAGGGCACCGACGGCGGGUCGAGCAAGCACGAGCCCAAGGGUACCGACGAUGGGUCGAGCAAGGACGAGCCUGCCAACACGCCCUCGACCAAGAACGUCUACGAUGCGCCGCAGAGGAGGGGUCUCGGCCAUCGUCCCGCUCGUGCUCGCAACUGGAAGCGCUGGGCCAAGUAG
Molecule: messenger RNA, 2109 nt
Organism: Pseudozyma flocculosa PF-1
Lineage: Eukaryota; Fungi; Basidiomycota; Ustilaginomycetes; Ustilaginales; Ustilaginaceae
Exons: 2
Coding region: 1-2109 (702 amino acids)
Source: RefSeq, a predicted model, not a curated record